GUCAUACCCCAGUUAUUUAGCAUCUUUUCCAGGUAGAUGAUCUAGCCAUGCCCAGGAAGAUAUCUCCUUGCAGCUUGAUGCAGGUGUGCCUGCAAAGUAUUGCUGGAAACAUGGACAAACUGUGGUGCAAGGAUUAUGAGAAGAAUUUUGGGGGCAAAGGCUUGGUCUUAUAUACUCUUGGCCCUUUUGAGUACAUGGAUAAUGAAAUGAUUCAAGGUGUUAUUGACAACUUGACCAAGAGUCAGAGACUGCGACGGAUCCAUCUUGAUCUGUUGAUCACUUCCAGACUGAGACGCCUUCACAUCCAGCUUCCUCCCACCAUACCAAUCAGUCCUGUCAUAAAAAUGGUUGCAUACAGAUGCCAGCAUCUGGUAGAAUUGUCGCUCUUCUUGGGAAGCGGCAAGUGGAGUAGCAAGUCACAGUCAACAAAACAUAGCAGUCUCUUGAUGGAACUAGUCCAAGGUUUACCAAACAUUACGUACCUCAACUUCAGUGAGAGUAGCUGUGGCGAUGAUGUCUUGGCAACAAUUGCUUUGUUUUGCAAGAAAAUCAAGGUUUUGAAAGUCAAGGGCUGCCCAGUAACCGAUUUAGGGCUCAAGAAUUUGUGUUUGGACAGUGAAAAUGACAAAAAGUGCCACUAUUUGCAUACUUUGGAUGUGACGAGGACAGCAGCAACAACCACAGGACUCGCUGAAGUAAUUGACAAAUUGGAAAACUUGCAGUUCUUGUACCAUGAUGACACUGGUUUGCCGUUGUGGCAUCUCAAUGGUUGGGAAUACCAACAGGGAGUAGUUGAGCCAAAGAACAAGAAAUAUAAGUUACAGACUUUGAAGUGUCACUUCCCAGACGAGCAUAUCACUUUCGAUGAAUCCGUUGCCAUGUUUGACAUAUUUUACAGAUAUUGCCCAUUUUUGACAACAGUUUACUUGGUUAAUCCACCAAGUAAUGAAGCACUGUUGUGCUUGUCGAACUUGAGACUUAAAGAUCUUACCUUAGCAUGUGACAGUGGUAGUUCACUGAUCACUUUUAAUGGUGGCAUCUGUCCACUUCUACAGAAGGUUGGUCAUACUCUGGAGAAGUUGGCUUUGGGUGAUAUAAACCGAAUAGAUGUUGGUGUGAUUGGGCUGCACUGUAGAAAUUUGUUGCACCUUCAGCUGGAUUUUUACGAUCUCAGUGAAGUACACUUGGAUUUUACCAGCAGUGAGACACUAGUUUGCCAAAAUGACAUUAAACCGUUCACAAAAAUCCAGAGUAUAAAUUGCCGCAUAGAAGGCAUAAGCAUUGGUGAUUUCUCCUACGUCCUGCAGUCUCUCUUGUCUGGCUGUGCUAGUUUGAAGUCCCUUUCACUACAUCAUUUAGACUCAUUCUCUGACAAUUUGUUACAAGAGGUGUUACUCUGCAAUAAGAUGCAAGAUCUUGAAGAACUGUACUUGACAAGUUGUGACAAUGUCUCCGGUAAUGUGAUUGAAGACCUCCUCAGGAAUGACAACCAGUUGUGUAAAAUGGAAUUGAUCAACUGCAAGCAUGUGUACAGGAGACAUAUUGAGAACAUGUUGAUGUACAUUAAAAGGAAUAAGUUUGAUGUAACAUUAAAGUGGUUAUAGAUCGGCAUACCAGUACAACUGUAUUCAACUGUGAUUCCAACUGUAUUCAGCAUUUAAAGGUAUCAUUCCACUAGAUAAUGUUGGUGCUACUGUUAAAUAUAUUAUGAUAUUUUAUCCCACUGUUAUCAUGACAUGUAUAUGUUACAAUUUUCCAAAUGAUUUAAAAUUAUAAACUUGUGUUUGUAUCAGAAGCUUCUAGAUAAGAAUAAAUAUUCAUACAGAAGAUA
Messenger RNA from Lineus longissimus, 1831 nucleotides. RefSeq lists its product as uncharacterized. Gene Ontology annotation, cellular component: SCF ubiquitin ligase complex. NCBI's taxonomy places the organism in Eukaryota, Metazoa, Nemertea, Pilidiophora, Heteronemertea, Lineidae. The transcript is spliced from 3 exons. Gene Ontology annotation, biological process: SCF-dependent proteasomal ubiquitin-dependent protein catabolic process. Bases 48 to 1604 code for a protein of 518 amino acids. The record is from RefSeq and is a predicted model, not a curated record.